Messenger RNA from Physcomitrium patens, 1607 nucleotides. RefSeq names its product methylsterol monooxygenase 2-2. Gene Ontology annotation, biological process: lipid biosynthetic process. Lineage: Eukaryota; Viridiplantae; Streptophyta; Bryopsida; Funariales; Funariaceae. Gene Ontology annotation, molecular function: iron ion binding; oxidoreductase activity. The record is from RefSeq and is a predicted model, not a curated record.
AUUCUUUGGCUGGCUCUCAAAUCGCGCGUCUCUCGCUCGCUCGGUACAUCAUCCUUCCUACUCAUCCCUGGGACAUCGGCAUCGGCAGUGUGCAGGCUCACCGCCACCUUCCGUCCCGCGGCACCCACAUCGCGGUCUGCAGUCUUCUUCGUGCCCUGCCAACCCGCCUGUAGUGCAGCGCUGCUGCUGCUGCUGCUGCUGCAUUAGGCGCACGGAGGGUGUGGGGGGCUUUGGGAUGCGUUGAGAUCCGUCGCUGGUGCUCUUGCUCGCAGCCGAAGCAGCGAGAGAGAGAGAUAGAUAGAGAGAGAGAGAGAGAGAGAGAGAGAGAGACAGGAAUUAACUCCCGCGUGGGGUGCGGUGUCGACCUCGUCGAUCAGCAUGGCGACUGCUCUGGAGAAAGGAUGGCUGUACCUAAUUAACAACUUCACUGACUUCCAGCUGGCAUCUAUUGGCAGUUUCAUUAUUCACGAGAGUGUGUUCUUCCUUUCUGGUCUUCCAUUCAUUGUUAUGGAGAGAUUGGGUUACCAAAGGCAGUACAAGAUACAGGGAAAGGUUAAUUCUGUUGCAGCACAGGAGAAGUGUGUUAUGAAGCUUUUGAUUUAUCACAUCUGCGUCAAUUUGCCUCUAAUGAUCGUGUCAUAUCCUGUCUUCAAAUACAUGGGCUUCACCAGUCAAUUACCUCUACCUUCCUGGAAUGUAGUGUGCUUUCAGAUACUAUCUUAUUUUAUCUUAGAAGAUUUCAUCUUUUAUUGGGGGCACCGUAUUCUGCACACCAAGUGGCUCUACAAGCACGUGCACAGCGUUCAUCAUGAGUAUGCGACUCCUUUUGGAUUGACAUCUGAGUACGCCCAUCCUGCAGAGAUCCUUUUCCUUGGUUUUGCUACUGUCUUUGGACCAGCCAUUACAGGCCCUCAUCUCUUAACUCUCUGGAUUUGGAUGAGCUUGCGAGUAAUUGAAACCGUGGAAGCCCAUUGCGGCUACGAUUUCCCAUGGAGUCUCUCCAGAUACUUGCCAAUCUACGGAGGUGCUGAUUUUCAUGAUUAUCACCACCGUCUUCUCUACACCAAGUCUGGGAAUUACUCAUCGACGUUCACAUACAUGGAUUGGAUUUUCGGCACAGACAAGGGAUAUCGGAAGCUGAAGGCUUUGAAGGCCGCUGAGCACCAAUACGAGUACGUGGAGGAGAAGGUCCCGAAGGCAGACUGAUCUGAAGCGUGGAUGUAGUUAGUGAAUUGUCCCUGUAACUCUUUGAAUUAGCAGUGAAGGAAAUGGUGAGACCUAGGUGGAUUUCUAGAGCCUUGUAUCCUGUUGUCCGUGCCUGACCGUCCGUUGCGGUCACGGGUCGUCUGUAUAUGGGAGUGAAGAAACACCAGCGACUGGGGCAGGAAAAAUCAGACCCACUAGUUGUUGGUGUUACAAAGGCCAUUGUAGAGUAGAAGAGAUGGGAGAAUGCUAGGGAGAAGUCAUUUUUUUGAAAGCUGAAUCGCCUGAAGAUGUUUGAAGUUGAACAGAAAAAAACUUGCCAGUUCGCAUGUUUGUAACUAUAGCUUGGACUCGCUCAAAUGAACUGGUUCACACAAGAAUAAAUGUUCAGAUGUUAGUACCUA